Gordionus sp. m RMFG-2023 is the source of this 1374-nucleotide messenger RNA. Its product is annotated as atypical protein kinase C-like. NCBI's taxonomy places the organism in Eukaryota, Metazoa, Nematomorpha, Gordioida, Chordodea, Parachordodidae. The record is from RefSeq and is a predicted model, not a curated record. The transcript has 11 exons. Gene Ontology annotation, cellular component: nucleus; cytoplasm. Gene Ontology annotation, biological process: protein phosphorylation. Gene Ontology annotation, molecular function: protein serine/threonine kinase activity; ATP binding. The coding region runs from base 1 to 1374 and encodes 457 amino acids.
AUGCCCUGUUACCUGUUUUCGAAUUGCGAUUCCAUUGAUAAUAGAGUUCAUCUCUUCUACCCUCUCCUCCUAUCAUCAAAUCCAAUAGUUUUCAUAUCCAACAUUAGCAUUCAUCCACCUCCUUAUUAUCUCUGGGUACUUUUCGGAAAAAAUCAUCACUCACUUCAUAUAACAUGGCUCUCGUUUAGCAGUCUAACUAAUCUUGAGAAAGAUAAGGAUGUUAGUCAGGAUGAGAACGGGCGCGUCCGGUUGAAAAAGGAAAAAGAGAGAAAAGGUUUAUGUGGUAGGUUACGCGAAUGGUUCAACCGGGAAAAGCGCGCCUGGAAAAAGGGUGGGAGAAAAGAUAUAGUCAGGGAUAACGUACCAGAAGAUGCUAAAGAGGAGGUGAAUGCCAAAGUUUGGCAUAGAGAGGGUGUGAGAUAUGAUGAAGCUAGCUUGAAUAAUUUUAAUCUGAUUAAUGUCAUUGGUAAAGGUGCUUUCGGAAAGGUGUUUUUGGCUGAAUCAGUGGCCACUAAAGAGCUGUACGCUCUGAAGGCUAUACAGAAAAGUACCCUCAAGCUUAAGAAGGCAUUUGAUCGUAUCCGCAUCGAAAAAGAAAUUUUUGAAGCUUCUAGAAAUCAUCCAUUUCUAGUAAGAUUCCAUACUUCCAUUGAAACUCCCUCCAAAUUUAUAUUCGCUCUCGAAUACAUAAAUGGUGGCGACCUUCGCCACCACUUGGAAAAAACAGGGAGAUUGGCCGAGGAUGCUGUCAGGUUUUAUUUAUCGGAGAUUAUAGUUGGAUUAACAUUCCUCCAUUCCAAAGGAAUAGUUCACAGGGAUAUUAAGCCUGAUAAUGUGCUCAUAGAUAAAGAUGGGCACAUUCGAAUUACAGAUUUUGGCCUGAGCAAAAACGGUCUUAAUGGGAAUAACAAAACUCGGAGCUUAUGUGGGACCCCAGGAUACCUUGCCCCUGAAAUGUUUGGUGGCCAAGGUUAUGGUUUUAGUGUGGAUUUUUAUGCCCUGGGGAUCAUGAUGUAUGAAAUGUUAAGUGGAAACCCAGCUUUUGUUUAUGCACGGGAACAGAGAAGAACUUUGUGCCAAAGCCUAUUUGGAAAGGAAAACGCUGCGCGAAUAUCAAAUAUAUCGAAAGAGGCUUCGGCGGUCCUAACGGGAUUUUUGAUAAAAAAUCCGAGAAAGAGAUUGGGGUGUCAUCCCCAAAAGGGUUUUCAGCAGAUAAUUUCCAUGCCCUUUUUUAAAGGGUUAGAUUGGGAACUGGUCGAAGCUAAAAAGAUUGAACCUCCAUAUAAGCCGUUACUGAGCGGCCCCAUAGAUAUAUCAAAUUUCAAACCAAAAUUCACGGUUCAGGAAGCCAUCUUAACGCCAGAAUACCAGUAA